AUGUGGCUGUUUCUGGUACUAGGAUGCCUGAUGCUACAUGCUAUAAAUGCUGAAGAAUUCAGAAUCAAGAGACAUCUGAAUCCUCAAGAAUUCAUGUCUGUUGAUGAAAUAAUCCAAUACUGGAAUUACCCCAGUGAAGAAUAUGAAAUACUAACAGAUGAUGGCUACUACCUGCAGAUAAACAGAAUUCCUUAUGGAAUAAAUGGUCCUGGGAAUAAAGGGGAUAAUGGGACUAAGCUUACUGUGCUAUUGCAACAUGGUUUAUCACUUGAAGGUAGAUCCUGGAUUGCAAAUCUUCCCAGCAAUAGCCUGGGAUUUGUUCUUGCAGAUGCUGGCUAUGAUGUCUGGAUACUAAAUAGCAGGGGAACCACCUGGUCUAGAAGACACCAGAACCUUUCAACUUAUGAAGAAGAAUUUUGGAAUUUCAGUUUUCAUGAAAUGGGGAUGUAUGAUGUUCCAGCAGCAAUAAACUUCAUCCUGCAGGAAACUGAGCGAGAUGGAUUAUGUUACAUUGGCCAUGGACAGGGUGGUUCAUUAGGUCUGAUUGCCUUUUCAGCCAUGCCAGAGAUUGCUCAAAAAGUCAAGCUCUUCAUUGCAUUAGCUCCUUCGUACAGCCUGGUGAACAGCAAGGGGCUUGCUUAUGAACUCUUUGUAAUGCCUGAAAAUUUCAGAAGAAUUAUAUGGGGAAAUAAAGAAUACUCACUUUUGAGUAAUACUAUGAAAACAUUCACUGCCAAGGCAUGCAGCUAUGCAGUGAUAGACAGACUUUGUCUCUUCUCAAUUUUCCUCAGUUAUGGAUUUAAUGAGAAAAAUCUAAAUGUGAGUCAAGCAGAUUCAUAUCUUGGAAUCUAUCCUGAUUUUACUUCAGUAAAAACAGUAUCUCAUUGGGGACAGAUUGCAAGAUCAAACAAAUUUAAAUAUUUCAACUAUGGAUCCAAGAAUAAAGCUGUAUACAACACAACCACUCCACCAUUUUACAGAAUAGAAGAUAUGACUGUGCCAACAGCUGUAUGGAGUGGUGGGAAGGACAUUGCUAUAAACAAAACUGAUACAGAACUGUUGCUCCAUCGAAUGUCUCACUUAGUUUUCUAUAAGAAUAUUCCUGACUGGGAACAUAUGGAUUAUAUCUUUGGCCUUGAUGCUCCAGUGCGCCUAUAUCCAGAUAUACUUGCUUUGUUGCAGAAGUACAAAUAAAAUCUUAAUUUGAAGUGUAAAUUGCA
This is a messenger RNA of Heteronotia binoei (common prickly gecko), 1220 nucleotides long. Its product is annotated as lysosomal acid lipase/cholesteryl ester hydrolase-like. The transcript is spliced from 9 exons. Gene Ontology annotation, molecular function: hydrolase activity, acting on ester bonds. Lineage: Eukaryota; Metazoa; Chordata; Lepidosauria; Squamata; Gekkonidae. The coding region runs from base 1 to 1194 and encodes 397 amino acids. The record is from RefSeq and is a predicted model, not a curated record.